GCGGAAGGGAUUAGGCCGGAAGAUGCGAAGGUGGCCAGUAUUCGAGACUGGCCACGACCUCAAACAGUCACUGAGGUCAGAUCUUUUUCAGGAAUGUGCGGCUACUAUAGGAACUUCGUAAAGAACUAUUCUACAAUCGCCUCUCCUUUGAUGGAUCUAACUCGACUUGACACGCCGUGGGACUGGAGUGAUGAGUGCGAGGGUGCUUUCAAGCGAUUGAAGCAUGCACUCAUGAAUCAUGAAGUUCUCAUGGUUCCCGAUCCUCAGAAGCCAUUUAUAGUGACCACUGACGCAAGCCAAUAUGGCAUUGGCGCAGUGCUGGCUCAGCAGGAUGGGAAGAAGUUGAGACCGAUUGAGUACAUAAGCAAGAAAAUGCCAUCGAAGAAAUUGGCAAAGUCCACCUAUGAGAGGGAACUCUAUGCUCUCUACAAGGCACUUGUCCAUUGGAGACACUUCUUAUUGGGAAGGUUCUUCUACUUGAGGACUGAUCAUCAGACCCUCAGAUGGAUCAAGAUUCAACCGGCUCUUUUUGACGCACUCAAGCGAUGGAUUGAAGUCAUAGACCAAUAUGACUUCAAGCUUGAGUAUCUGAAGGGAAAGUACAACAAGGUUGCAGACGCACUAUCACGUAGGGCAGACUACCUAGGUGCGCUAGUUUCUGACUUUGGUGUAUCUGAAGAAGUAACUCAAUCAUUGGUGGGAGCCUAUCAGGAAGACCCUGUCACGAUGGACAUCAUGCGCAAACUUCAGGCGAAAGACAAGGCCACGGAAAGUGAGUUUGUGAUGGUGGACAGGCUCCUCUAUCUUGAUAAGGCCGGUGUUAACAGGCCAAUAGUUCCAUUUAGUGAACGUUUGCGUAGUUUGUUUUUAGGAGAAUGCCAUGACGCAACCGGGCACUUUGGUUACAAAAAGACAAGUGCUAAUGUAGUACAACGAUUUUGGUGGGCUGGAAUGCUAGAUGACUCGAAGAAGUAUGUAGAGACCUGUCAGGUCUGUCAGCGGGACAAGCCGCGAACUCAAGCACCGCUUGGGUUGCUGAAGCCCUUACCUAUCCCCGCUGGUCCAGGACAAAGUGUUUCCAUGGAUUUCAUGGAUACCCUGGUGACCAGCAAGAGUGGCAAGAGGCACAUCUUCGUCAUCAUUGAUCGAUUCGCCAAGUACGCUAGACUAGUUGCCAUGCCAGAGACUGCAAGGACGGACCAUGUCAUCAAGUUGUUCCAAGACAACUGGCAUGGCGGUCAUCACAUCUGCCCAAUGGCAGACCACAUUGAGCUCCAAGCUGUUGCUGCAUGCUAUGAACGCAUAGACCUGACUGAUUGGCUGAAGGUCACCCCUGUCUGCGCUCUUGAGGAUCUUCUCGUUGACCGGUACCAAGAUAAACAUGCUGCGCUCAAGGCUAGGCUGAAGCUUGAGGCCCCAAAGGGCCAAAUUUGGAGGUCAUCCAUCCAGGCUUUGGAACAACACUUGACUGGUCUGUUCACCACUCCGGAUCUGGGAAUGACUGACGUAUCUUAUAUGGAUGUAGUCAUGGGAGUGGCCCCUAAAGAAUACCUCUCCCUGCUAGCACUCAAGGACCAUGCCACCUGGCGAGAGCUCAUGAAGGACCUAGUCAACCUAGAGGCCAAGGACCUCGUCAGGCGCAAGAAGGCGCCCGCUGCAGGUGGGAAACCACAACGCAAGCGGUUUGGAAGCAGCAACCAGCUUGCGCUGCAUGAUCAUCGGGAGGCUGAAGAUCAGUCCUAUGCGGAUGAUCUGUCUCUAGAUGACGAUCUAGAGUCGGAUUCCGAUACGGGCUGUUCCGCAUCAGCCAUUGAGUGUGACAGAAAUGACGAUGGAAAACUUAAUGCAUUCAGAAAGACUGCUGCAAAUAAGGGGCCUAACCGUGGUUCGGAAAUCCCAGCAAACAUUCGCCAUCUAUUGGAUCGAUUUCCUGAAGUGUUGGCUGAACCUCGCGGAGUUCCCGAGCGUCCAGUCAAGCACAAAAUCGAGAUAAUAGAAGGGAGUGUUCAUCCAAAGGGCUGCGUCUACCGCAUGGGACAAGGCGAGUUGGAGGACCUGCAGAGACAAAUUGAUGAUAUGAUUGAUCGUGGAUGGAUUAGGCCUAGCGAGUCUGAAUUUGGCGCACCUGUCUUGUUUGUGCCAAAAAAAGGAGGCAAACUCCGGAUGUGCAUUGAUUAUCGUGGCUUGAAUCGAAUUACAAGGAAAAAUGCCUACCCUUUGCCUCGUAUAGAUGAUCUGUUAGAUGCGGCCGGUGGUUGCAAAGUCUUCUCCAAGAUCGACCUCAAGUCUGGCUACCACCAGAUUGAAGUUGAUCCGAGCGACCAGCACAAAACUGCGUUCAAGACACGCGAUGGGCUAUACGAAUUCAUCAUUAUGCCCUUAGGUCUGACGAAUGCACCAGCCACAUUUCAGUGYCUCAUGGACAAGGUACUCCGCCAUCAGCUUAACAGGUUUGUGGUUAUGUACCUUGAUGACAUUCUGAUUUUCAGCAAGUCCAUGGAUGAGCACGUCAAGCAUCUUGAGGAGGUUUUGCAAGUCCUCAAAGAAGCUCAACUGCACCUCAACUUGGAAAAAUCUGAGUUUGGUAGGAACAGUGUCAUCUAUCUCGGGCACCGGUUGUCUGCAAACGGCCUUGAGCCGGAGGCAACCAAGGUUGACGUCAUUCAAAGCUGGCCUCAACCAGCGAACGUACACGAACUGCGUUCUUUUCUCGGUUUGGCUUCUUAUUACCGGAAGUUUGUACCCAAAUUUUCUAUUAUUGCUCACCCGCUCUCAAGACUAACCAGCAAGAACGUUGCCUAUGCAUGGUGUGAGAAGUGUGAGUCUGCGUUCCAAGCCUUGAAAGAGGCAUUGGUGAGUCAUUAUGUGCUUCGCAUUGCGGACCUCAACCUCACGUUCGUAGUUACUACGGAUGCGAGCCAGUUCGGGAUUGGUGCAGUGCUGCAACAAGAUGAUGGUGAUCGCCUGCGUCCGCUCGAGUAUUACAUCAAAAAGGUAGCUACUUCCACGUAUAUGCGUGAGCUUUACGCCCUGCGCGAAGCCCUCGCACAUUGGAAGCACUACCUCUUGGGUCGCCACUUCAAGGUCUACUCUGAUCAUUAGACCUUGCAGUGGAUUCAGACACAAUCUGAACUCUCUCCUACAUUGACCCGCUGGUUGCAUGAUAUUGAUGUCUACAGUUUUGAGUUGAAACAUAAGAAAGGCUGUUAUAACCGUAUCGCUGAUGCUUUGUCGCGCCAUCCCGAGUAUUUGACUUGCCUUGUGGAUUCAUACGACCUCCGAAGGAAACUGAAGGAGGAUCUGAUUGAACACACCGCCAAGGAUCCGGACCUCAGUCCCAUCCUUGAGCAGCUCAAGGCUGACCCUAAGAGUCAGCCUGAUUUUCACGAAUGCGAGGGUCUUGUGUUCCGCCGGUAUGGAAAGUUUGAUCGUUUGUGUGUACCCAACCAUGCGCCUCUCCGAACUCAUUUCUUGGAUUUGGCGCAUGGUCGGAGUGGACAUUUUGGCUUUGAGAAGACUUAUGGAAGUCUUCUGUAGCAAUUUGAUUGGCCAGGAAUAAAAGGAUCUGCUUAGAAAUUCAUUGUUGAAUGUCAGGUAUGCCAAAGAAUCAAGGCCCACAGGCAUA
Molecule: messenger RNA, 3625 nt
Organism: Chara braunii
Lineage: Eukaryota; Viridiplantae; Streptophyta; Charophyceae; Charales; Characeae
Source: the annotation of a GenBank genome assembly